ACAACAAUGACGUCAUAUAUGUGUAGGGAAAGCCCUUUGCAGGAAUAUGAUUGGYUGAUUAUCUUAGGAACGCAAAGCGAAUAUUUCCGUGUUCAUUGAGCAACAGUUGACCUCGCAAGAUGAGCCGCCAUAAAGCGCUWAAUAUCGUUUUAGUCGGCGACUCAAAAGUUGGAAAAUCGACKCUCAUCUCAAUAUGUCAUAUUCAGAACCCAAUUUUGGACGACAAAGGAAUCCCAACUUAUAGGAGACAAUUUGAAUCCUCAAAGACUUACWCGCCUACAUCUUUCAAGUCCUAUCGCACGGAURUUCGCCUUCGUGGAUACUACUCUAUGCCACACACGACAAAGCGUGUCUUUCAGACCAAUAUUAUCGACGUUGGUGGUUCUAAAAGAUACGAUGAUGUACGUCCUCUUGCUUAUAUGAACUGUAAUGUCUUCCUCUUGUGCUUUGACUUAACUAAUCGUGCUUCUUUGGAGAGCGUGCAAUCAAGAUGGCURCCGGAAAUCAGACAUUACGAACCCCAAACGCCAAUAAUAUUAAUUGGGAAUAAAGCUGAUCUGAAAACAGAGCGAAAAGUAUUGGCUGGCAAGGAAGUUCAGAAACUAUCAAAGACUCUUGGUCUGGAUAGAUACAUUGAGAUAUCGUGCUAUGAUGAUGAGAACGUUUACGCUCUGUUUAGUAUUGCUUUGGAGUUGGCAUACGAGCAUCAAAAGAAGAAAUCUGAAUCAACAAAAGAGCAAGUUGUAGAAUUUGAUGUCAAUGAACUGGACUCACUUAUAUUUUUGUAUCUACUUGUUACGCCCUUAAGUAAAGGAACCCACCAUAUGUACCCUUGUGAAACGUGUGAAAGAAAAACAUGUUCUUGUGUUCCAAAAGGUGACAACAUUAWGGCUGGCAUGUCUAUUGAACCUGAACAAGAAUUCAGUAAGAACUUUACAUACAGAGCCACCAACUUCUUGUGUAAAGUUGAUGGUCAUCAAUUGGAGAUUGCUUUUGAUAAAUCAAUAGAUUAUACUGCAUUCGUAUGCAUUCUUAAAUGGAUGUACACAGGGGUGUUGAAUAUCCCUGAUAAACUUGAUGACAUUUUUGUCAUAAAUUUAUAUCACGUCAUCUUUGAACUAGAAAUCCUUCCUCUGAAAACGUUAUGCUAUAAUCUUCUUAGACACAAAGGAAAGGCUAAAAACUUAAUACAGAUGGAUGAGAGUGGACAGGAAACUCUGCAAGGUGAUGAGAAUUUACAUGUCACACCCUUGCAAGAGCAUCAAGGAAAUGAAAAUGGUGGUCAGGAAGAUGAAGAAACACAGAAAGUGACAAUGGUUCCAGAACCUCCUCCACUGGAGUUGUUUACAAUCUUUAUCAGCCGAGGAUGCAAAGGAAAAUUAGCCUUUGUUCCUACACCACCAUCUUUGGAAUCAUUUGAAAUCUAUAUCAAUCAAAAGAAGAAUAGAAGUGAUGAUUCUUACUGCCCCACCGACAAGUCAAAAGCAGACAAUGCCAAGAUUGAAGCAACUAUUGUUCAUAAAGAAAUGUGGAGGAGAGCAGAUAAGCUUUUGGCUGAAGAUGAUUGGCUGACCGAUACAGUGUUGGUAGUUGAGGAAACACCCAUUUUUGUCCAUCGAGUUGUCAUGGCAACGAGAUCACCAGUGCUGGCAGCAAUGUUGGAGGGUGGUUUUAAAGAAAGAGAUAAUAGAGAGAUCAGGCUUCCUGAGAUUUCUCUAGAACAUUUCCAUACCAUUCUGGAAUUCAUUUACACAGACAAAUGUCUCCUAGAUAAAGCAAAUAUUCCUGGUGUACUAGAGCUCGCUGACAGAUUUCACAUUCAAAGUUUGAUAGAUCGCUGUGAGGAGUUCUUACUAUGGACAUUCAGUAGCUAUGAUUAUACAACCUUAGCCACACAUUGUAAGGAACAAGUUGGUAGUAUAAUGGAGAGUAUCUACUUGUCCAAGACCUACAAUGCAGAAUUUCUCCACAAAUGGUGCCUACACUUUGUGGCCACAAACUACAGCUUCUUUGAAGGAGAAGAAGACUUUGAAACUGUUUGGGCUGAAAAUGUAGAAUUCAUGGAAAAGAACAGAUGGCCUUCAAGGAAGUGUUCCCUGUUACUUGAUAGUUACAAGUGCACUAGGCAGAAAAAGUGUUGUGUGAUGUAAAUUACUUUCAAUUAAGUAU
Messenger RNA from Actinia tenebrosa (Australian red waratah sea anemone), 2169 nucleotides. RefSeq names its product rho-related protein racA-like. The record is from RefSeq and is a predicted model, not a curated record. Gene Ontology annotation, biological process: small GTPase-mediated signal transduction. Gene Ontology annotation, molecular function: protein binding; GTP binding; GTPase activity. Lineage: Eukaryota; Metazoa; Cnidaria; Anthozoa; Actiniaria; Actiniidae.